AUGAGUCUGUUUUACACGGUAAUAGUGUGCCUAGUGGCAUCGGUAUGCGGUGCCGAUCCUCGGAAGACGUUCAACAUUAGCCAAGUGAGUUCGGUCGAUCCAACGCGUUACCAUGCACUGCGAUUGUUCAACAACGAUCAUCCCAACCAUCUGAGACCGGCCUUGAAAAAGUGCCCUCAGUCAAACUACAUGUUCCCGGUGAAAAUAUUUUCUACCGAAGAGCCGUUCUUCUGUCCUGCUGUCUUCGUCAGUGCCGAUUCCUUGCUGGCUUCUGCGCUGUGCCUUAAGCAAAUGCAACCGUCAGACGAUCACCCGUCGAGCCAUAUGUUUGUGAUCAUGGAAGAGGAACAAGUGUUCUUCUAUGAAAACGGUCGCCGGUAUGUGAGCAAGAUCUUCUAUCAUCCCAAGCUGGACGACCAGCCGGCGUACUACAACAUGGCCAUCGUGAAGCUACGCAACUCAAUCCGUGACACUGUGUCAGCCAACGGGCAGAGCAUGAUUGCGUGUCUCUGGUCCGAACCCAAGCUGCGAAGUGAUCAGCUGUACCUGGGCGAGUGGUUCAGAUAUCAGCCCGAGCAAAAUGCGGCAUUCCGGUGGCUCGAAUUACCGACGGUGACCCGGAAGGAGUGUCGGGAAGAAUUGGCAAACGCCAAGACGGCGGUGCAGGAGCUGGAUCGCGGUGUGACGGAGUCGCAGGUGUGUGUGAAGGAUCGGCAAAAUCGAACGCUUAUCGACUUUUGCGAAGCUCGAUCCUCCGGGCCACUGUUUAUGGUGCUGGGCAACACGGUCUACGUGGUCGGUAUGCCAACGGUCCACAUCGAUGACUGUAAUGUACAGGUGGAGGUGUUCAACCGAGUGGCCUCCUUUCUGGACUGGAUCGAAGCUAUCGUUUGGCCGCGACUGGAGUCGACCAUGCCGUGA
Anopheles cruzii is the source of this 921-nucleotide messenger RNA. RefSeq names its product serine protease Hayan-like. The record is from RefSeq and is a predicted model, not a curated record. Bases 1 to 921 code for a protein of 306 amino acids. Gene Ontology annotation, molecular function: serine-type endopeptidase activity. The transcript has 5 exons. Gene Ontology annotation, biological process: proteolysis. NCBI's taxonomy places the organism in Eukaryota, Metazoa, Arthropoda, Insecta, Diptera, Culicidae.